UCUUGACGCAUACGCACAGAAGACUGAGGUGUAUUAUUCCGCACUCGAAACAACAUAUCGCUUAUCCACCAUAAGUGGAAGAAGGUGAUGGCCCGUACCACGCGCUCGCGACGAAAAAUGGCGAACACGACUGAUGCUCCCUCGCCUGCGAGCAGCCUUUUGUCGUCCACCACGACGACCCCGUUCACCAGCCCGACAUCGACAACCUACUUCGGCGAGGGCUAUACCUUCAAUUACAGCGGCCUGCCCAGCCUAGGUGGCUACUCAUUGGAGGACUUGAAUUACACGGAGCUCUGGGUGGAUGUAUGGAAUAGCACCGAGGCCAGUAAUGUGACCGAGAGGUUAAAUACCACUGUACUGCCAUCGGGAGGAGGCUACUGCGACGAAUGGGAGGCAGCGCAGCACAAACUCUUCCAGGCGGCGAAUCUGUUCUUCGCGGUGGCGUUCCUGGUGCCGCGAUCAUUCAAGGCCUCUGUUCUCGCACUACGAACGUUUCUCACCGCCGGUUUCAUGCUGGCCGCAUUGUGGGCCGGUAUCACCAUAUGCGCACUGGACGCGAUGCUAUGGUGUUUGGCCCUGGGCCUCCUGAACGGGAUCCACUCGCUGAUACUCGCCUGUCGAUUUCUGCCGCCGGCGCUAAGCCCGGAGCUGGCCGAGCUCUAUCUGAAACUCUUCAAGCCGUACAAGGUCAGCAAGAAGCACUUCCAGGAGCUGGCCAAGGAGGCUAGGAUACUGAAGCUGGACUCUGGUCAGACGUACGCGACGGAAGGCGUGACGUCCGCUGACGAACGGCUGUCGAUACUGUUGCGUGGCAAGUUGAAGGUGACCUGCGACGGGACACACUUGCACUACAUCAAAGCUUAUCAGUUCGUGGACUCGCCGGAAUGGGAGGCGAUGCAGGAGAACAUCGACGACGUCUUCCAAGUGACGAUACGAGCGGAGGAGUCCAGCACUUACAUCUGUUGGACCAGGCUGAAGUUGCUCAGGGUACUCAGGCAUAGGCCGCUACUGAAAAUCGUCCUCAACACCCUCAUCGGUAAGGACAUUACGUCCAAGUUGUACGCCCUUAACGAGCAGCUCGCUGGUGUCGCCGCGGCCAGUGAGACAACCACGUCGAAUCCUUACAGGGGCGUCGCGAGAAGUCUAAGCGUCGACGCUGUAAAUACUGAAACUGCCGGAAGAGUACGAUCGACAACGUGGAAGGCACAGAGGAGGCACAGUAACCCGCGUAGCGACAGGAGUUCGCCGUCCCGGUAUUCGCACCAGUACUGGGCGCCCGUGGUGGCAAAUCACUUCCCGCCAACUUCGCCGUUCACCCCGGGCCAGAACCUCGGGUACUCGUUACUGCCGCAGGGUGUUCAGUUUUCACCACCGCCACGGGCACCCCUCCUGUCGCAUCAGCCGUUGACGCGGCAGCGUAGCGGCGGCACGAGCGGCGAUUACACCCUGCUACCUCAGACACCGAAGCUCGAGAGGAAACGCUCGAAAAAGGGGACGAGAGAGGUGAAUCUAGCGCUGUUUCGCGGCGAUGCUGAUUGA
Molecule: messenger RNA, 1539 nt
Organism: Habropoda laboriosa
Lineage: Eukaryota; Metazoa; Arthropoda; Insecta; Hymenoptera; Apidae
Product: blood vessel epicardial substance-like
Exons: 6
Coding region: 88-1539 (483 amino acids)
Cellular component (GO): sarcolemma
Molecular function (GO): cAMP binding
Source: RefSeq, a predicted model, not a curated record